UUUGCAUUAUCCAGACAAGCCUUCAGCCUGAAAUCUGAAACUGCAGAAGUGGCGUGGCUCGCUGAGCAUUGCUACUCUGGGUUGUUCUUUCUCUCUCUCUUAGUUCACUUUUUCCAGACUGGUUUCACACAUCCUCCAUCAGAGGUGAUUCCAACAGAGACAAUUCUUCUGCCGCAGUGGAUGAUGCUUAGGGAAACCAUGCUCCCGAUGGCCCCUCAUCUGAUUGGUCUGUGUGUGGUGUUUUGCAUCAGCAGCAGCUUGGCCACACCUCUACCUUUUGACAGUCUUCUGGAGGGAAGUACAGACGAGGAAGAACUUGGCAACUUUACUUCCUCUGUGCCCACAAGCAACUUUUCCUUUGAGUACCAAACCACACCUGCUGGCCCCACACAUGUGGAACCCGACUUUCUGAAUGAAGUUGUGAGGUUUCUAGAGGAGAACAAGCUCCUUAUCCUUGUUGCAGGCUCUUUCAUCCUUUUAGUCUUCCUUAUUAUCUGUGGGGCAGUAAUCAUGAGCCGCAGGCGCAAAGUCAAUGCCUACUACCCUUCCUCCUACCCCUCCAAAAUGUACGUGGACCACAGGGACAAAACCGGAGGUGCUAAACUUUUUAAUGAAGUGCCAGAAAAGCCCGCUCCUGAGCAGGAAAGUGAGCCAGUGGACUCUCACAAGCAGCUCCAGGCAGACAUAAUGAGAGCUGCCAAGAGGCUGCGCACACCAAAUAAAUGUGUUGAAGCUACAGAGGGAAGUGAGCCCAGUCAGAAAGUAGCAGCAGACCAAGGACCUGAGGACAGCUCUCAGCCAGAUGGCAGCAUCCUGGACCAGCAGCUACCCAGCCUCCCUGAGGAAAAAGAGCUGUGUGAGCUUCCUGACAGUGAAGCAGCAGCAGCUGCAGAGAGCCCUGAGCUGGAUCCUUCAGAGCAGCUUAAUCCAGAGAAAGAUGAAUCACAAGAGCCUUUAAUUGGAAGAAGUCUCCGGCCCUCCUCUCUGCACAUUCACAAUGACUCUGCAACUCUUCAGCUGAUUGCAGGAGAGAAAACAGCCUUCUAACUAUUAUAAACACUUGAGUGACCUGAGUGGGUUUUUUUUUUAUCACAUUGAAUCCACAAGUGGCAAUUUGCCCAGUGGGUGUCUACCAAUGCAUUAAGGGAAAUGCAGGAAGGUUGCUAAAUUCCAAUCACCUGUGUAUUUUUGCCUUAGUGUAUGUUUAUAUUUAGUGCAAGGAAUAUGCAUGCAGCAGCCUGUUGCUUUGCUCCAACUGGAUAUAUCUUUCUUAUUAUAAACAUGCCUCAUGCAAUUACAUUAUUAACAUUGGUUUUAAAAAAUGCAUUUCUUUCUAUAUGGUGUUUUGUGUUCUUUUAAGGACAUACCACAGUGUGUCUCAUACCUUAAACAUGACUGUAUAUAGGGGCCACUUCAUAAACAUAGGACUUCAUGCUGCAUCAUUCUCUUAAAUGUCCAUUAAGUUUCUGUUCAGAGAAAAGAGAAGUCAAAUCCAGAUGCAUCAGAUGUUUCUAAGAAUCUAAAUCCACUCUU
This is a messenger RNA of Centropristis striata (black sea bass), 1533 nucleotides long. It is a transcript of the gene tmem119b, whose product is annotated as transmembrane protein 119b. Lineage: Eukaryota; Metazoa; Chordata; Actinopteri; Perciformes; Serranidae. Gene Ontology annotation, cellular component: plasma membrane. The record is from RefSeq and is a predicted model, not a curated record. Gene Ontology annotation, biological process: positive regulation of osteoblast proliferation; ossification; positive regulation of bone mineralization.